AUGGAAAUGUGCUACGAGGUUGAGGAGAAGCACCGAGCUAACGGUGCUGCUGUGAGCUAGGCGUUACCGAGCCAGCAGCUCCCAUUUUGUCUUCGGAUUUUGCGGUGUCUUUGGUGAUCCUGUUUCCUCCCAUGACAAUCCCAAGAGCAGCACCACCGGUCGCACCCGUCAGCCUCAGCAGCACGUUGGCUGCUCAGGCAGCUCAGAGCCCCGUCUGCCUCCUCAGCUGGGAGAAAAGCAGCGCUGCUGCCGCGCUUGCUCUGCACGAUGCGUGCUCCGGGCCAACGUUUGCUCACCGCAAACCGGAGAGCAACAAACGCGGCGCGCUCCCAAAAAGUCUGCACCAUCCGGCAAAGAAAGAAAAGGAAUAAACUCAGAGCAAGAAAAAGUGCUUUAAAAUCAAAUCUAACAACAUCAUGGCAAAGACUUUGCACCACCCAGCCAUCCCUCAGAAGCCCUCCUCCUUCCCAGGGCAGCCCAGAAACGAGAGGCAGGCUGCUGCUGCUCCUUUUGUUUGGAUUUUUGCUGUUCUUGGCCCCUAGGGUCUUAGGGGAAUUGGACCUCUCAGAGAGCGUGACCUGCCUGCAGGACAGGCUGGAGCUGGAGCUUCCCGGGGAGCUCGGCAAUCACUCGUGGCGUGUGCGUGCUGUGGAUGCGAGCGGGGAGGAGAUGAUGUCCUGUGAGCACACUGUGGAUUAUGAGAAGCUGCUGCUCAGAGCCCUGCUGGUGAACUGCACUAGCCUGGAGCACGGCCAGCACCAGCUGAGGCUGCUCCUGCUGCUGAACGGCACCGUGGGAGAGGAGAGGAACGUCACCUACAGCGCUCAGUGCAGCGCUGCCCGCAGGGAUGAAAUCAUUGCUCCUCUCUUUGUUGGUGUGACUGAGUGCACAAAGGAUUCCAUGGCGGUUACCUUCCCAGGACCAAGUCUCAGUGAUGAGCACCCGGUUCAGGUGGCUGCGCUGGCUGGGACUCUGACAAUUGAUGAUGGAAUCAGGGUUCACCAGCUGAGCCUUGAGGAAGCCACGCAGCACGGCUACAGCUUUCUGACUGAUGGACACCACCUGGUAUUCCAGGCAGCCUUCACUGCCAUUGGAGUUGUCUCCUACAAGCACAACCAGGAGGCGAUCUACACUGUGGCACUGAAGCUCACGUAUGGCCCUCCUGAACACAGACUGACCGUGGAGUCAAGAAUGCUUUGUGCUCCAGGUUUGGUGCUUUGUAACACGACACACAUGGCUGUUGCCAUCCCAGCCUUCCCGGGGACCCUUAUGGCUGUGGCUGUAGAGGACGAGACCAUCCCAAUGGACCAGCUCCAGGACAAAGGCAUUACUCUCAACACAACAGGAGGGGUCAACCUGCUUGUCAGCAGUGGAGUCCUGAAGUCUGCACUACGUGGGGAGAGCUGCCCUGGAGUUCAGUCCUACCUGUCCUCCUUGAAACUGACUUUUCAUUUCCAUGGGGAGACUGUGGCAAUGGUGAUGCGCCCGGAGUGCCCCUGUGACCAGCACGCACCAAUAGCUGCUGUAUGCACUCAGGAUGGGUACAUGGAUUUUGAAGUCCUUGCUGGCAGUACUACACCUCCGCUAGCCCUGGACACGCUCAGGCUCAGAGAUCCCAUGUGCAAACCUGCCUUCAGGUCCCCCUCAAACGACAGGGCCUGGUUUCACGUCCCACUGAGCAGGUGUGGGACCAGGUACUGGCUUGAAGGAGAGAAGUUAAUGUAUGAGAAUGAGGUGAGGGCGCUGCGGUCUGACCGUUUGCUGCACAGGAUUUCAAGGGACAGUGAGUUCAGGUUAACGGUGCUGUGCUCCUUCAGCAAUGGUGAUGCCUCCAUCUCUGUAGGGGUUGAAAACCCUCCCCCCCUGGCUGCUUCCAUGAACCAAGGCCCCCUCUCUUUAAUUUUUCUAAGCUACCCAGAGGACUCGUACAGGCAGCCGUACCAUGACGACCAGUACCCCAUAGUGAGGUACCUCCAGCAGCCCAUCUUCAUGGAAGUGCAGGUCCUGAACCGCAAUGACCCCAACCUCCAUCUCCAGCUGGAUGACUGUUGGGCAACAGCAUCAGAAGAUCCGAGCUCUCUUCCUCAGUGGAAUAUUGUUGUUGAUGGGUGUGAGUACGACCAGGACAGCUACAGGACUGCGUUCCAUGAUGUGGGCCGUGGCGUCAGCUAUCCCAACUAUCGCCAGAGGCUGGAAGUGAAGGCUUUUGCUUUCGUGUCGGACAAAGCCCUCCCCGGCCUGGUGUACUUCCACUGCAGCGCCCUCCUCUGCGACCGCUUCCAGCCGGACUCCCCCUUGUGCACAGCGAGGUGCCCCAGGCCGCCCAGGAGCAAGCGAGGCGGUGCGAGGCCGGGCGCCAGUUCCACGGCGAGCCUGCAGGGUCCGGUUCUCCUGGUGCCCCGCGGAUGGGCGGCAGCUGGAGGGGACGCUGCGCUGAGCCGGGCGACGUGGGCUGCGGUGACUGCGGCUGCUGUUGGCGUUCUCUCUCUGGCGGCCGCGAUGCUGUUAUUUAUGGCUCUUCUUAAAUGCCUGAAAAGAAGAGCCCUGAUGGUAAAUGCGGUAUAUUAAUGCGUUUGUUAUCAAACUUGGAUUAAAAAUGUGGCUUUUCAGGUAAGAGAUGUAGCUCUGGAGUUGGUCGUGUAGCUCCUUGGAGGUAAACACAGGUGUCUCGGUGAAUGGAGGCAGUGCUCCCCAGGUCUUCGGGCAGAGGAACCGAGCUGAAAACAGAAGAGAAGCCCCCAAAGCUUUAGGGCCUAAAGCCGGUGGCUGUUUCUUUGUCUCAGGAAAGCCGCGACUGCUAGAAAACAGCCGUGUGA
This is a messenger RNA of Centrocercus urophasianus (Greater sage-grouse), 2816 nucleotides long. It is a transcript of the gene ZP2, whose product is annotated as zona pellucida glycoprotein 2. Gene Ontology annotation, biological process: binding of sperm to zona pellucida; prevention of polyspermy. The record is from RefSeq and is a predicted model, not a curated record. Gene Ontology annotation, cellular component: egg coat. Gene Ontology annotation, molecular function: acrosin binding; structural constituent of egg coat. Lineage: Eukaryota; Metazoa; Chordata; Aves; Galliformes; Phasianidae.